Morchella importuna is the source of this 675-nucleotide messenger RNA. RefSeq lists its product as uncharacterized. The transcript is spliced from 2 exons. The record is from RefSeq and is a predicted model, not a curated record. Bases 1 to 675 code for a protein of 224 amino acids. Lineage: Eukaryota; Fungi; Ascomycota; Pezizomycetes; Pezizales; Morchellaceae.
AUGCAAGCCACCAAACGUGCCUCAAAACGCCUGAGCAAAUACAUGCUCCACACUCUCCUCCGCCCCAGCACUCCUCCCAUCACUGAAAUGGCCCGCAACGAAGAUCUAGACGCCGCGCACCGCCGCCAGAGAUCAGAAGAGGACCACCUCUCCGCCGAGCCCAACGCCGCAGAGGGCCACGUCCGCAUCGACCAGAUCCCCGACAGCGAGCUCAUCAGGCUGUUUGACCCCGCGGGGCCAGGGGUCACUGAGAGCGGGUACGUGAGUGCCCGGCAUGUUGGGAUCCCGAUCAUCCAUAUCGUUGGAAUGGCGCCCUCCCUCCGCCCCUAUCACACCCUCUGGCGCCACCGCUACACCCUCGAAGUGCAGCUCCCGCACAACUGGAGCGCCCUCCGGCAGCGCUACGCCUGGGCGCUGCUGCCCGAGUCCGCGGUGCGCACCGGCGACCUCGACGCCGACAUCCGCGUCGCGCGCGAGCUGUGCGUGCUGCUGCGCCUGUGUGCCCGCGUCCUGGGCGCGGUGCUGGCUGCUGACGGCGCGGGGGACAUUGUGAACACGGUGCAGUGGGUCCGCGAUGAGAUUGCGAGCGUGGGGGAGGAUGAGGUGAGGUGGAGGGGGUGGCUGGAGGGGAUGGUGACGCAGAGGGAGAGGGGGUGGGGGUGGGGUGGGUGGUAG